Molecule: messenger RNA, 5138 nt
Organism: Daphnia magna
Lineage: Eukaryota; Metazoa; Arthropoda; Branchiopoda; Diplostraca; Daphniidae
Product: toll-like receptor 4
Exons: 1
Coding region: 726-3347 (873 amino acids)
Biological process (GO): immune response; inflammatory response; toll-like receptor signaling pathway
Cellular component (GO): membrane
Molecular function (GO): protein binding; transmembrane signaling receptor activity
Source: RefSeq, a predicted model, not a curated record
UUUUGUCUUAGUUGUUUCGCUUUGCUUGUAGCGACCGAACGUAGCGAAAGAGUUCUCUCUCUAUUCGUGUGAAAGUAAACUAAAACUCCGAACUAACUGUACGUGUAUGUAUGCGUAGGUGAACCCGUGUCAUUGGCCUGCAUUUCGGCCGAAUCACCUAGUUAAACCUAUAAAACCCGAGUCACCUUCUUCAUCCACUUUCACAAUCAGCUGUGCAACUUUUUAACAGUUAAAUCCAGCUGGAUUUGCACUUAACUUUUAUUGGCCACUUCAUUCUUUUUAAAGAAGGAGAUGCUGUCUUUUAUUUUGUGCGAACUUUCUAUUGCUUUUUGUUCGGCUUGACAUUAUUCCCUUCAAGGAAAGAAUUCCGUUGUUUUAGCUCCUCAACUUGUGUGCCUCCGUGUAUCUGGUGACGAUUAUUACCUCCGCCCUGUUUGCUUUUUUAUAAGCCAUCUCGCCCACAUGAUUGUUUUAUUUUUCUGUGUGCGUGUUUUAUUUGUAUCGGACAACCAUCGCAUCGAUUACUAUUCAAGGCGUGUGCAGUUGACUGGCGCUCGCGCGUGAUCUAACCUUGGAUUCACAAUGGCUUGACGAUCGCUGUUUUGAAACUGCGUUCAGGCAGUUGGUAUCUGGUUCUUGAAAAAGGAAAAAAAAAAAAAAAAGGAUAGUCGUUAAUUAGCGUUGGAAAAUAGGGUGCUCGUACUGGGUUCCCAACAAAGGCCGCAAUGGUGGUCCGAUCCGCUGCGGAAUUGUGGCUUACGACCGCCUACGCGUUGCGGCUGGUGGCGUUAGUGCUGCCUUUGCUCUCGUUCUCGACGUCCGUCGAAUCCCAUUUCGUCAACAGUAGCCUAGUGCCGACGCCGAGCGCCGUUCGCAAUUAUACACUCAAUUCUAGCGAUGUUCGAAUGCUCUACGAAGCGGGCGAUUGUGCGUGCUUUUGCAAAAUGACCCGUGAAUGGACAGUGUGCGUCGGCAAAGAAUGCCUCCAUGUCCCGCGUACCAUCAACAUUUACAAUCGGCGAUUGAAAGUCACGGGCACGGAAAUUGCCACCAUCGGCCCGUUGGAUUUCGCUGGAUAUCCGGAUUUAUUGGAAUUGCAGUUGGAUGGCAACCUUCUCACAAAUAUCGAAAACGGAACGUUCGCCAAUUUGAGCCAGUUGGUCAACAUGAGCAUUUCGUCGAAUCGGUUGGCCUCUAUCCAGCCGGACGCUUUCCGCGGUCUGGUCAGUCUGCGCUCCCUGCGGCUCAUGAAGAACCGUUUCUUAGCGCUGUCUGAUGUCGUCCCAUCCCUAGUCCCGCUGACUGCCCUUCGAUUCUUGUCACUAAGCGAUAAUACGCUGAGUCGAGUGAAUGCAGCUGAUUUCGCACCGAUGCGCCAUUCGUCACUUGAAACGCUCGAUUUGAGUAAUUGUGAUCUCAAAUACAUCGGUUCUGAGGCUUUUAUGCCAUUCAAGAAGCUUCAGCGGCUGAUACUCAGCGAGAACACAAUGCCUGAAGAUAAUUUAAUUUAUUUGAUCCACACGAUGCGAGAAAGCGGACUUAAAGCGGUGGAUUUGUCGCAGUUGCGCUUUGCUGGGAGUCCGCCUCGAACGCUGUUGGAAGCGCUGUCUCACACCGAUGUCGAAGAACUCAAUUUAAGUAAGAACACACUGCCCAGACUCAGCCCGAAAAUCUUCCCUCUGAUGCCUCAUAUUCGUGACCUGGACUUGAGCGCCUGUGGCAUUAUCACCAUUGAGAACGGCACGUUUAGUCUGAUGCCACUUUUAAUGCGACUCAACUUGGCCAUGAAUGGUCUUGAAGAUAUCCCACCUGCCGUCAUGAUCCUUCCUCAACUCAAGUGGCUCAGCCUGAGCGGCAACUCCGGCUCCGGACACGACUAUGGCGGUGGCGAGCUGAAAUUGCAAGAUGGCAAUUUUGCCUUCAUGUCCAAUUUGACAUAUUUGGAUCUGUCUUUUAACCGAGUAGGUCAAGUGACCCGGGAGAUCUUUCUCGGACUCUCGCGAUUGGAAGAACUCAAUUUGAAGAACAACUCGUUAUAUCGAUUGUCGGAGGGUUGCUUCCAGCCACUUACUUCACUUAAAGUCCUUCAUUUGGAUGGCAACGCUUUUGGCAAACAAAAUUUCAGUAGAAUGACCCUUGAUGGUUUAAGCAGUCUUGAAUAUCUCAACAUGGACCGGUGCAAGUUAUCUUUCACCGAUCAGGAAGCCAUUUUUGCCGGUGCGCCUCGUCUCAAAUACCUGAGCCUGCGUGAUAAUCAAAUUGUUUCGUUUGGAAGCCGCAAUCCUUUUGCGGACGCCACUAGUCUCGUCAUUGUUGACCUAUUCAAGAAUCGUAUCCGCGGUUGGGACAAGCAACUAUUCGCCAGCUCACCUAACCUGGACGUGCUCAAUUUGGCCGACAAUCAAAUCUCCCACGUAUCAAAGGCUAUGAUGGCCGAUAUUGCCAAUCUCUCUGAAGUAGAUUUGGUAGGCAACCCCAUCGAUUGCGAUUGUAAUUUGGAACCUUUACGUCGCUAUGCGCUCUACCACGAAGACACAGAAGAGAGCAAUCUACUUAUCAAAGCCGAUCACUGUUCAUCGCCAGACAAAUGGCGCUUCUUUCCCAUAACGAAUUUUCUAGUGAGACUCGAUCCCGAUGAUUGCCUCGAUAACACGCAAGCAUCCACAGAUGACGAUGACGAUAUUGAUGACGAUGAUUCAUUCAUUGCGGGACCGCACGUGAUCGCUCUCUAUGUCCUGAUUCCCACCGUAUGCCUCUCGAUAUUGGCUGCUUAUGCCAUCUACAGGAGUCGUUGGAUGAUUCGUUAUUACAUGUUCCGCAAAAGGCUCAGUCAAACGAAUUUGAUGAGCUCAGCGUCCAUGGCGGAAUUGGAAGGCAAUUUCAAGUACGAUGCCUUCGUUUCCUAUAGCAACGUGGAUCACGCUUUCGUCGCAAGAAUGGUGGGCAUGUUGGAAAACGCACCUCCGCACUACAAACUCUGCGUUUACGAACGCGAUUUUACCGCCGGCAACGUCCUCAACGAUUGCAUUAUGCAGAGCAUUGCCACCAGUCGCAAAGUGGUGCUCGUCGUUAGCGAGAAUUUCAUCCAAUCUCAUUGGUGUUUGUGGGAAUUGCACCUCGCACAGCAUUCGCUGCUGGAAGACAAGAGAAACGGCCUCAUCUUGGUGGUUGUUGGUAAACUGAAGCUCAACCAGCUGCCUCCGACGUUGCGAUUUCUGAUGAAGACGCGGAUCUAUUUAGAAUGGGAUCUAGAUCCGUCCAAACAGCGAGUCUUUUGGGAACGACUCCGAGAUGCUCUGGCUCCUUCCGCCUCACAGAAGAGCAUCACUUUAUCGAGAGCUGCAUGACCCUUCUUUUAUCAUUUUUUUUUAGUAUUAUCUUUUCAUUCAACCCAUAAUCUCGUCAUGCUGUACAUAGUAAUUUUAUCGCCAUGUUCGUAAACUAAAGAGAAGAAUAUCGCUGGAAAAAUUUCUAUCGGAUCGCUACAUGCAAUAUGAGACAUAGUUUAAAUCUGAUUUUUUGUAAAUUCGUUGCGGAUAAAUGAAAAGAAGAAAGAAAAAAAAAGCUUCAGAAUUUCUAUUUUAUUUUUUUGAGCUUUCCAUUUGCAUCCCCACGGCGCACCUUCUACAAAGAUCUCGCUCGAGCCGCUAGCCAUGUUUUCGACAGGUUUUUCAUUUUAAAUGUGUUUCUGCGAAGUGCCCCACCCCCCCAAGUUCGACAUUAUGGAGCGAUAGUAGAGACAGACUGUGAAUGAAACCAACUGGACACUGGUAAGGUGACAGAGAUCUUGAGCCUUCACUUUCGAUCGGUCUAAUUUUUGAAUUUGCAGACGGGAAAAACUUGGUCCUCUCAUUUUGGCAUUUCUAAAUAGUAUUAAAACCGGUCGCGAAAAGUUUCUCCUUCGAGGCAGAUGAAUUUUUGUCCGUUCUGGCUAUAAAUUUGACUCUUUUAUGCGCCGAAGAAUGUUGUAACCAGUUGUUAGCCGCCUUGAUAAUAAGGCUUGCUCCGGGAAGGUGGACGAAGAAGCACAAACAACUGCAAGAUUUUUCUUCCAGGACGUUCAACUGGUGUCUCGCAAAUCGUAAAAAUUCCGUUAGGCAUUUUAGAAACUGACCCUUUUUAUGCCAACUACAAUAGUAGUAUUUUCUUUUGUUUUGUUUUUUUCUUGGCUUUGAUACUGCAUCCAUCUAGCGGUGACGACGUAGUACUUUUUCUGAUAUUACCUUCCUUAUUCCUUCAAUCACUGGAUACAAGAAAACACUGUAAAAUAUUUGAGUUUUCUAAUAAUUUCCUGAUGUUCCUUCUUGUAUUUCUACAUCAUUUUUCGUGGAUUUGUUGUUUUACACUGGAUCCUAAUUAUCCUACUCCUCUAUCAUACGCCCCGCAUAGGGUAACACUUUGCUUGUUCACCAGCAUGGACUUUAUUUUCUUGUUUUCGUUUAUCCCCGCCAAGCGACCGUUCGAAACGGGUCGUGCCAUAUUGCAGCCUGUCGUGGGGGAUUCCCUGGCGAUCCGGGGAAGUCCGGACAUAGUUUCUAAAAAAAAAAAAAAAAAAAUGGUCUGCUUCCAAACACACCGUUUUUUCGCAUGCCUUAACGGUAUCGAAUACGAGCAGUUAUUAUAAACUACAGUCAGUUAAUGAAUCUAAUUCACUGAAACCGCGACCGCAUUCCCGUUGGUUUGAGUCUCACUUGCUUUACUUAAGCACCCUUGCUCCUGGGUUUUGUUGACUUGGUUUUUACCCUUUAAAGCGUGUAAUCGUGAGUAGAAAUUGGAAAAAAAAAAACUGGAAUAUUAUUAUCCUCUUUCGUGGUUCCACUUGAAUCAGUAAAUAGAAUUUUAUUGCAAACGGUAGUACAAAUGGUUAAUAAAUUUAAUUAACCCUUAUGUUGUAACGUGCAAUAAUUUCCGCGUAACCUGUGUUGACCAAAGGGAAAUUGUGAUUUUGUAAUUUAUUUGACUGCCAGUUUAUGGCAUGAUACCCAAUUUUUAAUUAAUUCAGCUAUGUGCUUCGUUGUUUUUUUAAUUGUUUAUGUUGUUUAUUGAAUUUAACAAUUUUCUUGGCUAAUGCUUCCAUAACUCCAUUCUUGUCAUCCUCGUCACAGCAUUGAUCAAUAUUACCCCAGAAAAACAGAUUA